Messenger RNA from Leptosia nina, 243 nucleotides. The record is from the annotation of a GenBank genome assembly. NCBI's taxonomy places the organism in Eukaryota, Metazoa, Arthropoda, Insecta, Lepidoptera, Pieridae.
AUGCGGCAAACGACGAUGGCGCAUCCGGUUCCGGCCGCGGCGCCACCGUCGCCUAGAUUUAUGCGCGCCGUUUCCUCUCGGCAUAUGCAUCUUACGUAUGGGGAAGAAGAGAAAGGAAUAGGAAUCUCGUGCAUAAUAGAGCGUCGGCCGCAAACGUUCGCAGCGUCUCGGAAUAUCUUAGCAGUUCUACCGCUAUCACAUCAUCCUGAAACGUGCGGCUUUGCUGCGGCGAAUAUUGCGUGA